GUGCUUCAGUUCAAGAUGGCGAACGAUGCGAGCAAGCUACUUCUGUCUUCACAUCAAGAAAAAACCAGUCAUUACACCUACCUGAAGGAAUUCCGCGUGGAGCAAUGCCAGUCGUUCCUGCAACACAAAUGCAACCAGCAUCGCCCAUUCGUCUGCUUCAAUUGGCAUUUUCAAAACCAGCGUCGUCGACGUCCCGUUCGUAAACGCGAUGGCACCUUUAACUAUAGUGCUGAUAAUUAUUGCACCAAAUAUGAUGAAACAACUGGAAUCUGUCCCGAGGGCGAUGAAUGCCCAUUUCUACAUCGGACUGCCGGCGACACUGAGCGCCGUUAUCAUUUACGCUACUACAAGACAUGCAUGUGCGUGCACGACACAGAUAGCCGGGGCUAUUGUGUGAAGAAUGGUUUGCACUGCGCCUUUGCGCACGGCAUGCAGGAUCAGCGUCCGCCGGUGUACGAUAUCAAGGAGCUGGAAACGUUGCAGAAUUCGGAUAUUAGUUUGGAUGGCAGCAAUGCACAGAAUGCCCUGGAUAAGGAGCGCAAUCUGAUGAACGAGGAUCCCAAGUGGCAGGACACCAACUAUGUGCUGGCCAAUUAUAAAACAGAGCCGUGCAAGCGUCCCCCUCGUCUCUGUCGUCAGGGCUAUGCCUGUCCACAGUAUCACAAUAGCAAGGAUAAGCGUCGCUCGCCCAGAAAGUACAAAUACCGUUCUACACCAUGCCCCAAUGUGAAGCACGGCGAGGAGUGGGGCGAGCCGGGCAACUGUGAGGCCGGAGAUAAUUGCCAGUAUUGUCAUACGCGCACCGAGCAACAGUUCCAUCCGGAAAUAUACAAGUCCACCAAAUGCAAUGAUGUACAACAGGCUGGCUAUUGUCCACGGAGCGUCUUCUGCGCCUUUGCGCAUGUUGAACAUUAUGUGGUCAACGAGCAGAAGCUUCGUGAAAAUGAAAUUACUUUAAAUGAACUCAUUUCCAAUGGCAUGUCCGGUUUGAAGGUGCAGGAUGAGAUCGGUAAUGGCAAGCUGCCCACAGGACUCCUGCAGCUGAGCAAUAAUUUAUUAAAUAUUGAUGGUAAUAAUACAACCAACAAAAUGUUGGUCGAUGCUUUGGAAAAUACAACCAAUUCCAGUAAAAUCUUAAAUAUCUCGUUACCACUGGACAGCCAUUCAGCCUGUACAUUGGACGAUCCACGCGAAAACUCUCUGUCGGCAAGCCUGGUUAACAAUAGUUUAUUAACACGUUCCUCGGCGCCAAUUAACAUUCCUAAUACGACACUAAGUAACUCCAUUAACGACUUCAAUUCAGGUGGCUUUGCCGUCAACAUUCCCAGCAGCUCGCUCACCUAUAGCCCGACAAAUCAUGCCAGUCUAUUCAAUGUGUAUGGCGGUUCCAACAAGCUAAGCAAUUCUCUGUCGGCCGCCACACAGAAUGAUAGCAAUAACAUCUUCUUUCCAUCGCGCAUCAUUUCGCCUGGUUUUGGCGAGGGUCUAUCCAUAAGCCCAUCAGUUAGAAUAUCGGAAUUGAACACCAUACGUGAUGACAUCAAUAGUAGCUCGGUGGGCAGCAAUAUGUUUGAGAACACACUGAAUACGGCUAAGAAUGCGUUUAGCUUACAAUCGCUGCAAUCGCAAAAUAAUUCGGAUUUGAGUCGCAUGACUAACGAGUACAACAAAAAUGCCCAGAUCCAGAAGAUGUCCAUACGUCUUGAGGAGCUAUUGUGCAAACUAAAGAUAUCUGAAUUGCAUCUGGAGAGAGCCAAACAUGAGGUUUUGGAGUGGAAGGAGCGUCACGAUCUAGUGCAGAUCCAACUCAAGUUGCCCGGCGAGUUGCGUGACUUGUCCAUACAAAAACUAAAACAAUUACAGUCGAAACUGCGCACCGAUUUGGAGGAGGUAGACAAAGUAUUAUAUUUAGAGAAUGCCAAGAAGUGCAUGAAAUGUGAGGAGAACAAUCGCACCGUUACUUUGGAGCCCUGCAAUCACCUGUCCAUUUGCAAUACGUGCGCUGGCUCCGUUACUGAGUGCCCCUAUUGUCAGGUGCCGGUAAUAACAACACACACAUAGGAUCUGUUUAAGCCGCUCCAGGACCUUGGCUUGAAACCAUGGGCCUGAUCGGUUUUGAAACUACAACUUUAAUCGUAAGCACAAUGUUGAUUGACUAGCCGAUAUGCAACGAUCGCAUAUGGAAUAGAAUAGCGCAUACAUAUAUACACAUAUAUAAUUUAUAUUUAUAUCUAUAUGCGAAUAAUAAUCUUGGAUAUUAGCAAUUACUAGGCACAAAAUAUGUAAUUCGUUAAGCAAGCUGCUAUGCAUUUUACUUUUACUAUUCGUCUUAUUUACACUACAGGAAAAUUGAACCAAUUUCAUUUUUAUUUUUAAUUUUGUUUUCAACUGCUCUUGAAUUAUGUGUUAAUUUUAGGUAAUAUUCUUUUUUGUUUAUACACAUGCACAAACACAUACAAGUAUAUGUAACUUUUGCACAGUUUGAACAUGUCCAUGACAUUUUAUUUUGUACGCAACGCAUUUGCAAUA
Molecule: messenger RNA, 2529 nt
Organism: Drosophila grimshawi
Lineage: Eukaryota; Metazoa; Arthropoda; Insecta; Diptera; Drosophilidae
Gene: unk
Product: RING finger protein unkempt
Molecular function (GO): metal ion binding
Source: RefSeq, a predicted model, not a curated record